UCCCUGGGACGCCCCACGGGCCCAAGUCAGAGGUGGUGCAGGGCGGGACUACCCGAGGUAACCGCCGACUGCGGAAAACGCUCGUCACGGCAACGGUUCGGAAGCCCCACCCGACCUCGCCUGCAGCCCGCCCUAGGCCCGUUCGAACAUGACCUUGUUUUGGCGUUGCUAGGAGACUCGGCUCCCGCGCCCUGCUGCCUGGCGCGGGAAAGGGGCGGGACCGCGACAGCCUGGAGGAGCAGCCGUGCGAACGCCGUUAGAGCAGCCUGGCGCGCAGCGCCCGCCCGGCACCCCUGAAGGCCGCGUCUCCUCCCCUGCCACCUUCUGGGCCUCGUCGGUGCCCGCAAGGAGGUGUCAACGCGCUUGUCUAGCUGCUGGAAGCGACGUUUAGUCUAGACCAGGGAAGGACCGUUAGGUUAGCUGCAAAGGGGCGGGCAGCUCUGGUGCCACGCCCUACCGAGGGAGAAGGAGCCUGCGGGGCAAGGUGAAGGGAUCCCGCAGCGGAAAAGGUGGACCUGCCCUGGCCGUUGCCUCAGGCCCGGUCCUUGACACCUGAGAGGCCGACAUGGCCGCAGCGAGCACUCUCCCACCAGCCGACAAAGGGUUAACGCGCCGGCGGUGACAGCGGUCCCCGGAUGUGAGAGCCUUGGCGCGCCGUCCGUCAGCUGCGCUGCAGUAGUCUUGUAGCUGGAUCACCUAGGACGAGACGUUCAAAAGCAUUAAGAAGAAAGCAUUCCAUUUGGGACACUUAUUUGCAGCUGGAAAUGGGGAAUGGACUGUCAGACCAGACUUCUAUCUUGUCCAGCUUGCCUUCAUUUCAAUCCUUCCACAUCGUUAUUCUGGGUUUGGACUGUGCUGGAAAGACAACUGUAUUAUACAGGCUGCAGUUCAAUGAGUUUGUAAAUACUGUGCCCACCAAAGGAUUUAAUACUGAGAAAAUAAAGGUGACCCUGGGAAAUUCUAAAACAGUCACUUUUCACUUCUGGGAUGUAGGUGGUCAGGAGAAAUUAAGGCCACUGUGGAAAUCAUAUACCAGAUGCACAGAUGGCAUUAUGUUUGUUGUAGACUCUGUUGAUGUUGAAAGAAUGGAAGAAGCCAAAACUGAACUUCAUAAAAUAACUAGGAUAUCAGAAAAUCAAGGAGUCCCUGUACUUAUAGUUGCUAACAAACAAGACCUCAGGAAUUCGUUGUCUCUCUCAGAAAUUGAGAAAUUGUUAGCAAUGGGUGAACUGAGCUCAUCAACUCCCUGGCAUUUGCAGCCUACCUGUGCAAUCAUAGGAGAUGGACUAAAGGAAGGACUUGAGAAACUACAUGAUAUGAUAAUUAAAAGAAGAAAAAUGUUGCGGCAACAGAAAAAGAAAAGAUGAAGAGUGAUACCUUUUAUUAUAUCUGUGUGGAAUAGGUUUUCUCUGGUCUGAUUUUGACAAAUGGAAGAGUGUCUACACCUGGUUUACCUGCCUGCCCUCCUGGAUGCUUUUAAAACCUAGUUUUGUAGAACGAUCAGAUUCCCAGUGUUGUUGCGUUUUGGAAGAUGAGUAAAUGCAGGGCAUCUUAAAGUGGUUUCUUCUCCACUCCUAACCCCCAAGUCUUGUGGUACUGCUGUUUUUGGAAGCCAUGCAAGGAUAGUGAAAUGACCAGAAAACAGUUGUGGAAAUCUGAACUGAAGUUAGUGAAAUAAAACUUUGAAGAAUGGCUACCCAGUGUUGUGCUUAUAUCUUUUUGUGGGGAGCUUUUGCAAAGAAAUUGCAUACAAGGCUUUGUAUGUUGAAAAUGCUAAUGAAUGGAAGUGUAUAUUAAUAUAUAUACAAUUAUAUUGAUCAUGUUAGACCUGUCAGUCCUUGUUUGAUGUAAAGGACAAGGAGGAGGAAGUGUUUGCUUUUUUAAGUUUUGGCCAAAUGAUUUUUGACAGUUUCUGGAAUCAAAUAAUUUAAUGCUAUAUCUUAAUUCUAGACAAUGUUUAAUUAAGUUGGUCUAAGCUUAAAAUAAUAAAAAUAAGGUAUUUGGGGGCAUAUUUAAGUGCAUGGAUUACUUUUCCUAACAAAGCAUGUUUUGGUGUAUAGUCUUUUACUUUUUAGAAAUAACUAUGCAUUUUUCUACAUGGUCAGGUUUAGAACACCUUUUGUGGGGGUUUAGGAAUGUUGUAGAAAUAGUUUGCUGCCAGAAGCACUCUCACUUGAAGAACCUACAGUUAUGCUCUUCACUCUUUUAUGUAGUUAAUUCGGGCAUAUAGACUAAUAAAUGCAUAUGCUCGGGUACGUGUAUGGCUUUAGGAAGAAAGCAAUUGAUGAGUUCAAUCAAAAGCGAAUGUAUUGGCAAUAAAUGGCCCCCAAAAUAUUCCAGUUAUAAAAUAUUUGUUCCAUUAAUAUUUGCUGCCUGAACACAGAUGUGGUUUUUCAUAUCAUGUUUUUGCAGUAUUGGGGAAGGAGCAAAAGCUUUAUAAACAACACCUGAUGCACUGUGGCAUGUAAAUGUAAAAGAUGUCCUGUAUAUGCUGUGAGCUUUAAUUUUUUUAAUUACAAAUGGAAUAGUGUUACAUGGGCAGUCCAGUCCUGAUUAUAAGGAAGGAAGAAGUGGUACAGUGGUGCAGAUAAGAAUUUCGAUUAUAGAAAAUGAAGGGAAAAGUAUUAUGAAAAUUUGCUGGUGCUGUUUACAUUGGAAUAAAAAUAUAAUUAGAAAAUACCUUUACCAAAUGCUUAUCUGCAGGCAAAGACUGACUUCCAAUGAUCAUAUACUAGCAAAUCAAUGUAAUUUCUAUGUGUAAAGCCAACGGCUAAUCUGAAGAUAACCAAAAGAAAUGCACUUUGGUAGCACGAUUUUGUUGGGGUUUGGGGUUUUGUAUUUUUUUCUUUUUUUUUUUUUUUAGUGACACAGCUGAGUUUUUGGAAGCUCGACUCUUGUUAUACACAAAAUGAAUUAGCUUCUUGUGGAGCUUUCAUAUGUUAAGUGUACCUGCACUAGUGACAGUCACUUAGAAUGUUUAUAUUUAUAGAAAUGUCAAUAACCUAACUUCCAAUAAAUUCUACUUGAGGCAA
This is a messenger RNA of Choloepus didactylus (southern two-toed sloth), 3032 nucleotides long. RefSeq names its product ADP ribosylation factor like GTPase 4A (gene ARL4A). Gene Ontology annotation, biological process: intracellular protein transport; vesicle-mediated transport. The transcript is spliced from 2 exons. Gene Ontology annotation, cellular component: cytoplasm. Gene Ontology annotation, molecular function: GTP binding; GTPase activity. NCBI's taxonomy places the organism in Eukaryota, Metazoa, Chordata, Mammalia, Pilosa, Megalonychidae. The record is from RefSeq and is a predicted model, not a curated record. Bases 765 to 1367 code for a protein of 200 amino acids.